Messenger RNA from Patella vulgata (common limpet), 2913 nucleotides. RefSeq lists its product as uncharacterized. The transcript has a single exon. The record is from RefSeq and is a predicted model, not a curated record. The annotation marks the transcript as partial. NCBI's taxonomy places the organism in Eukaryota, Metazoa, Mollusca, Gastropoda, Patellidae.
UGUAAUUAAGAUGCACAACAUAAUUUAACUAUUAAGCCAUCUUUGGUUGUACUAAAAUCCCCGCCCCCACCCCAUCUCAUUAAUAAAUUUUCGAUAUUAUAGAUUCUCCCAACAUGUCCCUUAUAUUUUUAGAGGAUUUUUGUUCUUGUUUUCUUAGUACAAAUUGUGUAUUGUUAUAGUUGUACUUAUAUAAUGCAAUCUCAUUUAACUUCAUGCACAUGGCCUCACUACCUGUGCUUUAUCAACUUCCCACUAUCCAUACAUGCUACCCUUUUGAAGGGCUUCAUAACUGUUAAUAACCCUCUAAUCAUGCAGUAUCAGUGCUUAUUAGUAGCUAAUUACCUUGUUAUGUUUGUUGUUAUUGUUAAAUAUCCUUUACACCUUGAUUAUUUCUAUUACUGUUAUUCUUAAUCCAUGCAGAUGGUUUCUUAUUAAUUUCAUAUAUAUUGUCCACAAGUUUACUAAAUUGUCAUUUGUGCUUGAUAACGAUAAGAGGAUACUUGUCGAAACGUCGUGCUUUUAGAAUAAACUAGUGAUUGUAUCCCAUAAAAACUGUGUUCUGUUAAUUUGUUCCCUGAUCGCUAAAUGCCACUUAAAGAAUAUGUUCAACGUCAAUAUGGGGAUGUGGCAACUAAGUGUGUUCGCCAGAUUAGUAAACUUGAAGAUAAAUAUAUAAGAGUGUGUAAUAACUUAACCUUUCUCAUGAGAUGUAGAGACAGUGAAAUUGUGCCACAUGGAUUAAAACUUAAGGGUCCAGUUAACUCCAAUGCUGCAAAUAAGAUCUUACUUCAAGCUAGUAAAUCCCUAGUACGUGAACGCAUUCAACAUCACCGGAAUACUAAGCACCGACUUCUGCAAGAUAUUGGAGCAUCACAUCUGACACUUAAUCAUCUAGUUACUACAGAGGAUUUUAAUUCCAUCCGCAAGGCUCAGACUUCCACCAACCAAGCCAGCGAAGAAAGAAUUAAACACCGACACCUCAAAAAGUUUGAACAACUAAAGAAAGAUAAUGUAACAACCAAGAAAACAGAUACAACUAUGCUAAAGACUGACUUCCUUACUAAAACAGUUGUCAACCUCAGCAGCAAAGAUCUAACCAAUGACCAAAUCAGUUUACUUUCUAAGGGCCUGAAGUUUGCCCCAUCCUGGACACCAAGAAAUCAUGAUGUUUUUAUCGCCAACAUUGAGAAAGGUCUAUGCCAACUAGCACCAGGGGGAAAAGUUGAUUUCCUUCGCCACCAGAUAGCCAACCUAAUUAUUAAAUCCACCACAAAGAAGAACUCCCACAACAUUACCAAAGGUGAGACCAAAGCUAUACAAGAACUAAAAAACGACAAGUCUAUAACGAUAAUACCAGCCGACAAAGGUAAAUCAACUGUGGUCAUGAACACCGACGAAUACAAUUCAACCGUCAACCAACUGCUCAAUGAUGCCACAACCUACAGAAAAAUCAGGAAAAAUCCAACAACAACAUUAGAAAAACAACUAAAUGAUAAGCUUAAAGAAUUAUGUGACUCCCAACAACUAACCAAAGAUCUUUCUUACCAGUUAAAACCAAACCACCCACGUCCUCCUUACGCCCGAGCCACCAUCAAGACCCACAAAAACCCGAUCAAGGCCAGGUUAUUAGUCUGUUCAAGAGAUUCAGUUUUUUACAACGUUGCUAAACACAUGUCUAAGCUACUUGCUCCAUUAGGAACUUCAUCUACGUCCUUCAUCAAAGACUCUGGUGGUUUUUGCAACACUAUUAGAGACCUAAACCGCCCUGGGAAGAUUGUGUCGUACGAUGUGGUUGAUCUUUUUACCAACGUUCCUCGUCAAGAAGCUAUUGAAGUCCUCCGCACUCGAUUAAAUGAAUUAGAAGCACCCCUAGAAACUAAGUUGUCAACCGAUAGUAUCCUUGAUUUAGUUACUAUGUGCCUUGAUUCGACAUUCUUCACCUGGGGUGACGACAUAUACAAGCAAGUCAACGGUUUGCCCAUGGGUAGUCCCCUAUCACCCUUAAUCUCUGAAAUCUUCAUGACUGAAUUUGAAAACUGUGCCCUAAGAACCUCUCCCAUCACUCCAAUCAUUUGGCUUCGCAAGGUCGAUGAUACGUUUGUUGUGCUUGAUGAAAAUGAUGAACCUAUGUCCCUGCUUGAACACCUGAACAAACAGCAUCCUAGAAUUAAAUUCACUAUCGAAACAGAAAAAGAAAAUACCCUACCAUUCUUAGAUGUACAAGUUAUAAAAGUCAAUAAUCAAAUGAAAACUAAAAUAUACCGCAAACCGACCCACACAGACCAAUAUAUCAAUUACAACUCCAGUCAUCCCCAUUAUAUCAAAAGAGCCCUUAUUUCCACCCUAGCACGCAGAGCAAUCAACAUUUGUGAACCCGAAUUCCUGCAGAAUGAAUUGGACCAUUUACGCCACGUGUUUUGUAACCUGAAUAAUUAUCCCCCGUUACUAGUGAAAAAGCAGAUCAAUGAAACUAUCAAAACCACCAGUAAAGAUUAUCAAAAACCUGAAAAAUCACCCAUCAGAAUAACCUUGCCCUUUUAUGGUAAUUUAACAUACAGAGUGAGCAACCUACUAAAGAAAUCAAACAUUGACACCACAUUUUCGGUCCCGACCACCCUGAAACAGAUAUUGAAAGCCAACGGCAAGUUGCAACCAAUUCUCCCCACCCAACCCAAAGGAGUCGUCUAUCAAGUGGUUUGUUCCUGCAAGGCUACAUAUAUCGAGGAAACGAAACGACCCAUUGACAAAAGGAUAACGGAACAUAAGUCCAAAGCCGCUACUAAUAACUCAGCCAUAGCGGAACAUCUCCAGAAUCACCCACAACACAGAGUUAAAUGGAAUGAGGUCCAGAUACUAACCGCCAACCAACAGAACAAGAAAACCAGGAAGAUCCUAGAAGCUAUAAAUAUCAGA